Messenger RNA from Candida dubliniensis CD36, 1575 nucleotides. RefSeq lists its product as uncharacterized. Lineage: Eukaryota; Fungi; Ascomycota; Pichiomycetes; Serinales; Debaryomycetaceae. Gene Ontology annotation, molecular function: protein binding. The coding region runs from base 1 to 1575 and encodes 524 amino acids. The transcript has a single exon. The record is from RefSeq and is a predicted model, not a curated record.
AUGGGAGGUAUAAUCCUUCUCACUGUGUUACUGCCCAUUGUGGCAUUGGCAGGAACAAUACUUGGAGCAAUGCUUGUUGUUCCGACUUUGUUAUUCAAGCCUUUAUUUGAUAUAACACUUUUGCUCACCUUAUUGCUGCCAAUUGGGGUUAUUCUUAGUCCUUUACUUAUUAUUCCCGCUUUAUUGGUCAAACCUGUAUUUGAUAUAACAGUAUUAGUAACCUUGUUACUGUCAAUUGUGGCUACGAUUGGAACAAUAUUUGCUUCAUUAGUUGCACUCCCCACUUUAUUGGUCAAACCAGUCUUUGAUAUAACAGUUUUGUUUAAAAUGUUUGAGUUAGAUUCUGUUGUAUUGAUACUUAUUUUGAUAUAUCUAAUAGUCAGGCGAUCCAGAGAAAACUCUGAGCCAACUCAUAAUACUAUUACCAACAAUAGCAGUAAGUUACUAUCCCUUCCAGAUGAAUUAUUUAUUGAAAUAAUGAGUUUAUUGAACCAGCUCGACAAAAUGAGUCUCUCACUUGUAAACAAGAGAUUGAAUAGCUUGGCAAGGGUAAGUUUGUUGAGAGUGAUUUACGUUAACAAUGGAGGCCCAAGAAUCUUAAUAAGAAGAGAAUUCAACACCUUGUUUUAUCUAAACCAUACUAUAAUUACAGAGAUGCAAUUUAAAGAACUACUCAAUUCAGACAAGAUACAUAAUGUCAAAAAGAUUGAAUUUUUCAGCGACAUUGUAUCAUAUAAGAAUUUAGAACUUUUGUCAAAGAGUAACGUAGUCGUCACUUUCGAACACAAAGAAGGUACCACAUUGACAAAUUUAAAAGGUAAGUUAUCUGCAAAUGGGUUUUCCGUAUUGGACGUUAAUGACUUUCUAUUGAAAGAGGCUUCAACAUCAACUAAUUUAUCAAUAGAUUGCAGUGGAAUAACUGUGUUUCGAAAAAUAUCUCCGAAGUUGAUUCUAAAAUCUUUGAAAUUACGACACAUAAACUUGGCAAACUUACUUCUUUAUCAUAAUUUUGAGCCAAUUGACGUCAAAAAGGUAUUCUUGGGGUUUGAAGAAAAAACCCCAUCAAUUAUCCCAGUAGCAAAAAUAUUCAAAUUAAACAAAAUCGAGUCCCUUGAAAUUAGUUUUGAAACAAAACCAUCUGAAGUUGAAAUGCUGCAAUUUAUGUCACAGCUAGUAUCGUUAAAACAUCUAUCCAUAAUGUCUCAGAAUUUCAGAUUUGAUAGAGCACUAAACUCUUUGGAACCCAAUAGUCUUGAAUCAUUUCAUGUUAUUGUCAUGGGCAGAUAUGAUACCUUCCUGGCACAAAUCGUAGCAGAAAUCCUCAAAAACCAAUCAGAAUCAAUAGGAAGAAUAUGCUGGUCCAAUAGGCGAUUAAAUGUCAGACAAAAAACAUACGGGUUGAAUGAUUUUGAAAGAGUGUACAACGUAGACGCAGUUGCAAAAGAUCAAGAUAUUGCUGAAAUCAGAACUUUGUUUAGUAAUGGAUUUUCCCACUUGAAAAAUGUCAUUCUGAAUGAAUCGCACUACAAAGUUGAUCGAAAGGAUUCACAUAUAGAUGUAGUAUUGAUAAAUUGA